GAACAGCCCAUUGGACCAGGGGCUGGUAAGCUUGAGCAGGCUCGAGCCCAGUUGGCCACCGCUUCAAACGACUAGCUUAAUUUGAGGAGGUAGCGUCCUGUUAAGUACUGCAGUACAGUUACUAUUCUCAAGCACGGAAGGUGUUUGACAAAAGGCCCAGCUGAAUAACUAAACAGGUGGGUUCAUGGUAAUUUCUGGUGGCAUCAUGGAGAACGAAGAAAAGACUGAGCUUGCCGGGUUUCUGAAAACUUUACCCCCUGUAGAGUUUGGUUGUGUGUAUGGUUCCACGCUCCAUCCAAAUAACUCUGACAAGUCUUCAAUGGUGGAUUAUAUCCUUGGCGUGGCAGAUCCUGUAAAAUGGCAUUCAGAGAAUCUGAAAUUGAAUAGAAGUCAUUAUGCCUCGUGGAUGGUUCACCUUGGGGGAGCAAAACUGAUCACUGAAGUUGCAGAUGGCAUCGGUGUAGGAGUGCACUUCAACCCUUUUGUUACUUGGAAUGAGAAGAUGCUCAAAUAUGGGGUUGUUAGAAUGCAUGAUCUGGUUGAAGACGUUCUAAAUUGGCAGAGGUUUUACAUAAGUGGUCGAUUACAGAAACCAGUUCGUGUACUUCUGGACAAUUUGGAUGUUGAGAAUUUAAAUGCCGCUAAUCUUAGGGCUGCAGUCGCUGCUGCUCUCCUCAUUUUACCAUCUAAAUUCAAUGAGGAAGAUCUCUAUUCGACGAUAUGUAGCUUGUCCUACAUGGGUGACUUACGUAUGCUUUUCGCAGAGGACAAAAACAAGGUUAAGAAAAUUGUGCAAGGACAAUUCUAUUUGUUCAGUUCAAUGUAUAAGCCAUUCAUUGAAGAAUACGAGGCAAAGGAGAUACUAAGAGUCUCUUCAAUUGGUGGACAACAAAAGUCUCUCUCUCAGGACUAUUGUCUGCCAGCAACACGAUCUCUUGUUUGCUCUCUACCUCCGCUGAUCAGAAACAAAAUGGGGACACAGCUAGGAGAGAAGAAGAUAAUUGGCGAUUCAGGUCGGGUUGUACAGGAAGUAGUCUUCAGUUCAAGAGAAGAGGCUGCAAGAAGCAUGCAGAAGGUGGUGAGGCGUACAGUAAUGGUUUCCAGCUUAAGGCAGGCAGUCUCUGGCGUCGUGGCUGCCGGAGGAAUGAAUGCUGGUAGAUACCUUGCCAAUAAGGUGCGCAAGGCUUGGAAAUCAUGGAUAUAGUACAUCACCACAUCAUUCAACCAUUUUCCCUUCAUUCUUUUCUCAUGUUUCUUCCAACUCUAGAAUUUGGAUACUUGGUAGAUUUUUCACUCUUUUGCUACGAACUUAUAAAGUAGGUUAGGUGCCUGGAAUGUUGAAAAUUAGCGACACAACAAUGGCUUACUUGUAUCUGUAGUCUGCUGGCCAUUUUUCAUUUUGUUAUCAGUCAUUGUAUCUGUAUGUGACAUUUUCGCUGCAGCCUCCAAGUAAUCCAUCAAGUCAGGAUAGCAAGCUGAACUUCUG
Messenger RNA from Linum tenue, 1486 nucleotides. Lineage: Eukaryota; Viridiplantae; Streptophyta; Magnoliopsida; Malpighiales; Linaceae. The record is from the annotation of a GenBank genome assembly.